UGAUCGAAGUGAGCUCGAUCUGUAGCAUGGAGGUGUAGGUCUUGAAGCCGCAACGUCAUGCAGCGCCAAUAUGAAGCAGCAAGAGAAAUCGCGCUCCAAUCGCAUGCCUCGAACAACAAACCAAUUCGCGCCUUCCUGCGUUUCCUUGAUUCCAUGCCUGCAGUCUCAAUCUAUCAUCGCCAUGUUUUCGUUCACCAUCCUCUUCCAUCCUCUACCCUUGUUCGCCAAUUUAUAUACCUUUACCGACCUCUUGCGACAGCAUUUCCAUAGCAUCAAUCCCUACCUCUGCCCGCCCUCACCACUUUCACGAUUGUCGUUCGAACUACUAUCUGUGUGAUUUAACAAGUCGUUGGAACACGAAUCGACCUUCGGCAACAACGGAUACCUUUUAUUCUCAACCUGGUUUACUCUCUUACGUCUCCAGCAUGAGACAGCGAGUGGUGGCCGCCAUCUUGGCUGUCGUCUCGCGUGCAAAUAGCUUACAAACGCAUCAUAUGAAGCAUAAGCUUGUUGCUCGUCAGAACAACGCUGCGAACACUCCACUCGUCGUGACGAACUACUGUCCAGACACCAUCUAUCCCGGCAUUGCCACACAGCACGGCAUCGCACCUGGACAGACUGGAUUCGAACUCACUUCUGGGUCGACUGUGUCACAGUCGGUCUCUGAAGAUUGGCAAGGUCGUGUCUGGGGCAGGUCAAAUUGCAGCUUCAACGCUCAGGGCAGAUCAAAUGGUGGCGGGCCAGCCUGCACUACUGGAGACUGCAAUGGUGUGAUACCCUGUCAAGCAGCAGGUGCUGUACCAGUGACGCUCGCUGAAUUCACGCUUGAUGCAGGUGACGGUCAAAGCUACUACGACAUCUCUCUUGUCGACGGAUACAAUCUUCCUUUGGCCAUCGUCCUUGUUCCGCAUGGCAAUUCCUCGCUAGAUGACAUUCCUCCAAAUCUCACCAAUCCAUCCUGCGAAGGCACAGGCUCCAUGCUUGCUCCAUCCGGCUUCAACCCAUACGGCAGUGGAACCUUCCUCGGCACAAAUGCUUCAUAUCCCCUGCCAUUUGAGACAAAAGUCACCACAAGUAAUGCUAAUCAGUGGUGUCCUUGGGAUCUGCAGGUCAAUGCCCCGUCCGCCCCUGGAGACAAUGUAUAUCCUUAUCCCGACGGCAAUAUUCAAAGACCUGCAUUUGACCCUUGCUUCUCGGCUUGCGCCAAAUACAACUCCGAUCAGUACUGUUGCCUUGGCAAGUACAACAGGCCUGAUCAAUGCAGUCCCAACUACUACGCCAAAGCAGCAAAGACCGUGUGUCCGGAUGCCUACAGCUUCGCAUACGACGAUCAGUCCUCCACGUUCAUCAUCCCUUCUGGAGCUGGCGUCCAAGUUGUGUUCUGUCCGGGCGGAAGGAGUACAGUCAUCCUCUCCACAAAAGCAGCACAGCUCCGCGAAUUGGCCAGCACAGGUUCCGUGUCAAACUCAGGCGGCUCAAAUUCCACAGCUUCCAGCUUUGCGAUCCCGAAUCUUGAUGUUAGACGGCGGUAUACUUGGUUUUCUUAUUCAGUGGGUCUUCUCUUCAUCUGCUGGUGGUAAUGGGUGCUCUCACUUUUCGAGAAGAGGCGUUCUAGAUGUGGCCCUUAGUCUCUCGUCGGGUUCUAGUCUAGUUAUACUUCCUGUAUACACAUUUGUAAUCUCUCGUGCUCAGUCGUACUUCCAGUAUGUGUGAGUCGAUAGUACAGACCAAUGUGCUGCUUCGCGUGCUGGUCGCGGUCGAGGCAGCCCUGGUUGGAGGUCGUUGCAAUGUCAAUAUCUCUUCUUGUUCCACCCACAGCAUAUCGUAGCGUCGAUGAGUAGAGCUAGUUACCUAUACAC
Aureobasidium subglaciale EXF-2481 is the source of this 1859-nucleotide messenger RNA. RefSeq lists its product as uncharacterized. The record is from RefSeq and is a predicted model, not a curated record. The coding region runs from base 426 to 1580 and encodes 384 amino acids. Lineage: Eukaryota; Fungi; Ascomycota; Dothideomycetes; Dothideales; Saccotheciaceae. Gene Ontology annotation, biological process: defense response. Gene Ontology annotation, cellular component: extracellular region. The transcript is spliced from 2 exons.